AACCAAAACAAAAGACUUUUGGGUGGGUCACUUUUUUAUUCUCAAAGGGCAGAGCCACCCCAGCAGCUGUCAGGUUCUACUCCACAGUUGGACAUGUACCGGGCUGAUUCAUCUAGGCUACAUGUUAGGGCUCUCAAUACUCAGUUUGCAAGCUGGGUGAAAAAACAAUUACAGAACCACCCCGAUGAGUUCUGGGAAGAUGGCGCCCAAGACUAUUUAACCCAUGCUUCAUCCAUCAUGGAGAAAUUCAAUGAUGUUAUAUAUUGGCUUAAUACAAAUGAGGCCAAAGCAGAAACUAUGACCUUUCUUGGAUUUCAGUCAGCUUCUAAGACACAGGCUUCUGAAGAUAAAGAAAAC
Cuscuta europaea is the source of this 357-nucleotide messenger RNA. Lineage: Eukaryota; Viridiplantae; Streptophyta; Magnoliopsida; Solanales; Convolvulaceae. The record is from the annotation of a GenBank genome assembly.